AUGGAUAUUUCAACACACCUGGAAUUUGAUGCACAGCAGUACUGUUAUCCAUUAGUUAACACAUCCUGCAUUAAAGGAAGGCGAGCUGUGGCAACUAGGAUUUUUUUAUACAUGCUAUUUGUGAUAGGAAUGACUUUAACAAUUCUUGGGAACUUAUUUGUCAUCAUUUCCAUUGGCCACUUUAAACAGCUCCACACACCAACCAACAUGCUUGUGAUGUCUUUAGCAGUGGCAGACCUGGAGCUUGGAGUGGUUAUGUUUCCUUUGAAGAUGAUCUCAUAUGUGGAAGGCUGCUGGUACUUUGGAGAUAUGAUCUGUUCGAUACACUCCAGUUUUGACAUGUUCCUCACAACUGUCUCAAUUUUUCAUCUGAUUUUCAUUGCUUUAGACAGAUAUCAGGCAGUGUGCAAUCCACUCACUUAUUACACAAGAAUAACAAUCCCCAUUGCAUGGCUUAUGAGUGCCGUGAGUUGGUUAAUCCCAGGUUUAUAUGCCUUUGGCCUUCUUUAUUCACAGGCAAAUGUAAAGGGAAUGGAAGAAUUCCUUUCCUCAAUUAAUUGUUUUGGUAGCUGUUUUAUUUUUCUCAACCCUCUGUGGGGGAUUAUGGAUGCAGUGUUUUCAUUUUUUGUGCCAUGUUUUGUUAUGAUGGGGUUUUACACCAAAAUAUUUUUGGUGGCCAGGGAGCAUUUGAGAAGGAUUGGAGAUAUGAAUAAUAAAACACAUGUAACUGACGAAAGUCAGAGCAAACUGUCUCAAGGUUCUGAGCGAAAAGCAGCAAAAACAUUGGGCAUUGUUAUGGGGGUCUUUGUUUUUUGCUGGAUGCCUUUCUUUCUGCUUUCGAUAAUUGAUACCUUCACUAACUAUGCCACUCCUGUUGUUGUUUUUCAGUUCUUUAUGUGGCUAGGUUACAUUAAUUCAACUUUAAAUCCUAUGAUCUAUGCAUUAUUUUAUCCAUGGUUUAGAAAAACAUUUAAGCUCAUUGUCUUUUUAAAAAUAUUCACUCCUAAUUCCUCAAAUAUAAAGGUAUAUCCUGAAAGAUAA
Messenger RNA from Conger conger (European conger), 1041 nucleotides. RefSeq names its product trace amine-associated receptor 13c-like. The transcript has a single exon. Gene Ontology annotation, biological process: G protein-coupled receptor signaling pathway. The record is from RefSeq and is a predicted model, not a curated record. Gene Ontology annotation, cellular component: membrane. Bases 1 to 1041 code for a protein of 346 amino acids. Lineage: Eukaryota; Metazoa; Chordata; Actinopteri; Anguilliformes; Congridae. Gene Ontology annotation, molecular function: trace-amine receptor activity.